CCGUCAUCGUCAUUUCGAAAACAACCUCCGUCGAGAGCGGUUCGUGUCUGUACUCUGGUUACCCGAUGCUUCACGCGGUUCGUUUUCUCUGGACUGAUUUUUAUUAUUCCUGGAAUAAUAAAUAAGUGUUUUGCUCGCUUCUUGCGAAGUGUUAGAACCCGCGAACAGUGUGUUAAUGUGAUAUGAGAAGAAAAAGUUCAAUUUAGCGGAAUUUUCCUUUGUACGCUGGAAUCUUGUAAACACAGAACGUUGUCUCCGUUGAUGAUUAGUCAACGACUCGACGGCGCGGCGAUAAUAGUGGUGAGCUCGAUCCAUCAAAUUUUUGGAUUGUUUUGAUUUACAAGGCGCGACAAGUGGCAGUGACUAUCCCGCCUCUGACUGGAACACGUGCAUGAUUCAUAUUCUCGGGCCUUGCGCUCGCUCGGGUCCUGUGCAUUGCGCUCGUCAAGUUCGAACGAGGGGUAAACGUGAGAACGUCAACGGAGAUAAAGCGGCGCCUCCCACCUGGGCUGCAUCACCUCCCGCAAUCCGAGCAGGCGGUGUGCGCGCUCGUUUGUGGUUUUGUUUUUUUUCUUGUUUUGCGUUUAUCAGUCUGAUGCCUACCUAAUUUCAAGUGCAAUUUGUGCGAAGGUUGCCACUGUGAGAAACGCUUCGGUGGAAGAAAAAUAAUUUCCAUUGUUCAAACAAUCGGCCAUCGGUGGAAAAAACAUUGAAUCACACACACACAAACAUACACACUCUGGGGGAAUUCGAUUCCGAAUCGGAAAAAAGGUCGAGUGUUUUCCCAACAAUCAUCAUAAUCAUCAAACAGUCGACGACGAGUGCGAGAGAAAUAGCGCCGAGGUGGGCAAAAUAUUUUCGAAAAACCCCCUCUUCUGUGAAUAACGUGAAUGAUCACCGUCUCGAGAAUCAGAUUCAAUCGAUAAGACAAAAAAUCGGGUCAGAACCGAAGAUUCAUCGCAUUGAUAGUGAACUAGUAGGCGGCGAAGAGAGAGAUAGAAAGAGAGGAAGGAAGUGUGUUGUACUUUUUCUGGAGCAAAGUUCGUGUGACGGACGUCCAUUGAAAACAAAGUAGGCUAGACGCGCGUCACGGGUUCGGUUUGUCUCUCGUGAAAAUAUCAACCAGACAGAACAUCCGUACGCUGAUAAGCGAGUGAGUAAAUUAGUGAGUGAGUGAGUGAGUGGGAUUUGGCCGUCAAAAAACAAUCGAGCGGCUGAGAACAGACAUCCAAAAGCGAAUCGGGGAAAAACAGCUCAGCACGUGGGCCGGAAAAUUUCGGAUCUAAAUAUUUCAAUGUCGUUGUAGUUCGGCGAGUCCAAUUCAAACGCCUGCACAUGCUUUAACCGGCUGCCAUACAGAAUUCGCCAUCAACUGCAGACAGAAUCGCCCACUGCUACACGCAAACGCCAUAACAUCCAAAACAAAAACCGCACAAUGCUACCGCAGCAGUAUUGCCUCCGGUGGAAGUACCACCACAGCAAUCUCCAGACCAUGUUCUCGCAGCUGCUGGACCGGGGCUGCUUCUGCGACGUGACCCUGGCCUGCGAAGGUCAAACGAUCCGUGCCCACCGGGUGGUCCUGUGCGCCUGUAGUACGUACUUCGAUCAGCUGCUGACCAACUGCAGCACCGAGAAGGACCCGAUCAUCAUCAUGCGCGAUGCCAAGUUCGAGGACAUCCGGUGUCUGAUCGAGUUCAUGUACAAGGGCGAGAUCAACGUGGAGCACGGCGCGUUGGCGUCGCUGCUCAAAACGGCCGAAGAGCUGCGGAUCAAGGGCCUGGCGGAGGUUUCCUGGCGGGACGACGAAAGCGGCAGCACCACCGGCAGUGAUGCCAGCAAUAACAACAACAGCGUGACGGUAAAGAAUGGCAACAGUGCGAGCAGUAAUAACAACAAUAAUAACAGUAUUAAGAUCGUGGAAACGAAGAAGCUGAUGGCUCCGCAGCUGGGAGGUGGAUCGUCGUUAACGCCGCUGACAGUGAGCAGUCUGGAGCAGCGUAUUUCCGAUUCUCCGAACUUGCCACUGUUGGCGCCGUUAGCGGCGGGGUCCCCGAGAAACCCAGCGAGCUGCGCUUCGCCCAUAAACUACUUCGGGAAUAAAAAGAAACGAGGUCGUCCUCCGCUAGACGAGGAGUACGACACGUUUCAGCAGCUCCCGAAGAUAUCUCACGUCGAAGGCGGUCCGGGAAGUUCGACUCCUUUUACGUCCAGCUCUCAGCUGGUGGCAGUAAUGAUGGACGAUAGUUCGAACGAUCAAGGUCGCGAUGAACAGUCCCAUUCGCAUCAACACCAACAACACCCUUCAGCUGCCACGUCCUACCUGGAGCAACAAAGUCGGACGAUUCCACCGGAGACGCUGCACGAGAUGGAGUUCGACGAAGAUACGCAUUUAGCGCGGAAGAUGAUCCCAAAGUUGGAACGACCGGACACCCCUCAGGACUACAUGACCACCGUUGGACCCAAGUUCGAGUUCGACGAGCAGUCUCCGCCCAGUCCGAACGAUCACAACCAGUCCGUGUUUCUGACUCCGCAGGAGCAGGAAGAGUGGAAGGACGUGAUCAAGAUGAACGACUACCUGACCAAGGGCCGGCGGCCGCAGUUCUGGGAGGAGCCUUUCACGAAGCGAGUCAUGGACGGCAUCAAGAACAAAACGCUGGAGAUGAAAAAGGCAGCCAAACUGCUGGGCGUUUCGUACGGGACGCUGUACGGGCGAUACCGGGAGACGUACGGCUGCCUUAAGCAUCCGUAUCGGGGUCCAUUCAUGGCGGCGUCUCGGAUGAGCAACAUGUGGCCCACGCCAAAUGAUGCCGGAGUUGCGACCACUACGGACAUAAUCAACAUGCUGCAGCGAGGUAUCAUCAGCUUGCCGCGGGCGGCCGAACUGAUGCACACGACUCCAUCCACCAUCACCAGCUACCUGGAGCAACUGCAGGAAGCGGCCGCUUCCCAACCGGAUCCAGAUCAGCUGACGGCACUGGCGGCAGCGGCGGCGGCAGCAGCAGCCGCCUCAGCCAGCUCCGACGAUGAUCGAUCGCCUCACCAUCACCUGCAGCACCACCACCAGCACUCGCAGCAGAUUCCCUCGGCCUUAUCCAUGAUGACACCGCAGAUCGAGCAGCAGCUCCGUGUCAAACCGGAGAUCAGUAUAUCCGCCCUGAAGAAGUCCUCUCCGAGCUCUAGCUCGGCAACGGUUUCGUCUCCGUCGGGAUCCUCACUGGCGUCCGCAAUGCCCACCUCGUCCGGAUCGAUCUUCUCGACGUCCGGCACCGAUGGCGGCAGCAGUAGUAGCCUAAGUAACGCCCUCAAUGCCAUCCCGUCUACUUCUGCGGCUGCACAACUGUCCACCAAUACCUAAACCGCACGAUCGGCUGGUUGCUAUCAAAUCUAGCUCGCCAUAAAUGUUUUAUAGCAAAGUGACAGUUGCGCGGGGCGAUCUAGUAAAUGUGAUUAGUUCUUUUGUUUAGGUAAUUGUUUGGUUCCAAGUUUCGUUCAGAAUGAAACUUUGUUCGCUCGAUAGCAGAAAUAUUUGCAAUCUGUAUACUACAAACACAACUAGGUUACAAGUUCCAUAUUUGUCCGUAAAGGUAAGCUUUUAACUCGUAGAGAGAAUCCACAUUCGUACUUUUUCGACUUAGGUUUAGGGAAACGGUGCUUUCUUAUGUUAUUUCACUUUUCUGUCAUAUCCACUAUUAUCAUUUAGAGAAGUUUUCGUUUUAUAGCAGCCAAAUUGCCAUUUGUCUCUCGUGUCUCGAGAUUGAGAAAUUGUACGCGCGAGUCUGCCAUUCGACUACUAUGCUGCUACUACCGACGGAAUUCAUUCAAAGCAAAGAAAAAUCAAGUAGAAGCUCCUUGAGUAGCCAAAUUCGUUUAUGUUUCGUUAUUAUCGUUUAUAUCGUUUUAGUUUCCUAGCUUUAUUCUAGUAGAUAGGAAAACAAGUAAGAGAGGGGGAUUUUUGUCCAAAAGUGACUGAACUUGUGGUGGUGAUACAUUUUCCGUGUACAUUCCUGAUACAAAAAUAUACACAAAAUCUUAAUGGUGUGACUCGUACGUCAAAAUUCUAAAUCUGUUGUACAUAAACGAUAAAAUUUAUUUAACUAUUAAACUCCUAUGUAAGUCCACAAAACGUAUUUAAAUAGUGUACAUUGUUGUAUCAUGUCGUCUCUCUUUCUCGACUUCAUUUCCAUAUAGGUGUACAAUCAAAACAAUCGUUAUCAAAUAAAAACAAAACACUUAGAAACAAAUCUGCAAACAAAGUGGUAUUUUUAUUUUUCAUAACAUUAGAAGAACUAGGGUUAAGUAUUGAAAAAAGCAAAACUGAUAGAAGCCGAACGAUUCUCUUAUAUUGUGAAACACAACUCUAAAUAGGAAAGUUCUUAUUUUGUUUUAAUUUAUUUUUCCAUAAACAAAACUGAAAAAAAAAUAUAUUCAUCAGAAUGUGCAAUCAUUUAUUAUAUAUUUAAAGACAAGCAAACAAUCUUAAUAGAUUAAAGUGAUGGCUGCAGAGAACACUAUUAAAGUAAUCAACUAUAGGAAUUAUUCCGGAUACCCAUACACAGAAACCCAUGCAGUAAAAAAAAACACAAAACAGAAAACGAAGUAAGAUAAUUACCGAUAUAUAAAGCAAACACACACACACAUACAUACACACAAAGCAAGAGAAUAACUAUGCGUAAAAAAAGACAAGAGAAAAUGUGCCUAUAUGGUUUCCUAUAAAUUUAAAAGUACUAUAAAAAAUGAGAGUAAAAUCCGGAAGGAAAAAAAAACGAAAAUCAACAAGCGCAAUUCUUUGCGUGCAAACCCUACACUGGAAGAAAUUGAGUUGGUAUUUUCGUGUUGAUAUCUGCUAGAUUAUAUGGAAACCCACACAUA
Messenger RNA from Aedes aegypti (yellow fever mosquito), 4869 nucleotides. Its product is annotated as zinc finger and BTB domain-containing protein 49. Gene Ontology annotation, cellular component: nucleus. Gene Ontology annotation, biological process: regulation of transcription by RNA polymerase II. Gene Ontology annotation, molecular function: protein binding. The record is from RefSeq and is a predicted model, not a curated record. Bases 1436 to 3355 code for a protein of 639 amino acids. The transcript has 6 exons. NCBI's taxonomy places the organism in Eukaryota, Metazoa, Arthropoda, Insecta, Diptera, Culicidae.